AGCAACUCAUGCAUUCCCUGCCUAUCAAAUGGCUCAAGUUACACAAGCUGGUCCAGGUGGACAAACUCAGAUUGUUUAUCAACAAGUGCCUAUGCAGAAUAUAGCGGCAAUUCAAGCACAGCAUGCAACAAGACCCACAUUAAUACAUCAACAACCUCAAUUACAACAACAAAUAACACGACCUGGUCAACAACAACAACAGCCACUUCAACAACAACAACAGCCACUUCAACAACAACAACAGCCACUUCAACAACAACAACAACAACAACAACAACAACAGCAGCAGCAACAACAACAACAGCGACAACAAAUGGUUGGGCAAGUACAAUCUGCGGUACCAAAUCAACAAACUAUUAUACAAGUUGAUGGUGGUAACGAUACAUCAAGUGAUGAUGAUGAUGAGGAUGAUGAAGAGGAUGAUUACCAAGGUUACGAGAAGGAUGAGGAUGAUGAUGAUGAUAAUGAAGAGAAUGAAGAAGGAGUAGCCGAUGAGGAACCUCUAAAUUCCGCUGACGAUGUUAGCGACGGAGAUCCCAACGAACUCUUUGAUACAGACAAUGUUGUUGUUUGUCAGUAUGAUAAAAUUAGCCGAAACAGAAAUAGAUGGAAAUUUCAUUUAAAGGAUGGUAUUAUGAAUUUAAAAACCAAAGACUACGUGUUUCAGAAAGCCACUGGAGAUUCUGAAUGGUAAAAUAUGUAUGUAUAUAUCAGUGAGUCUGCCAUAAUUUAUUCAGUGAACAACUGGUGCUGCUAUAUAAUCAUCUGUUUAUUCCAUUGUGGUACGCCUUUCACAUUUAUAGAUUAUCUUCCAAAUAUGACACCGUUCCUUUAGGUUCAAGGAUAACUCCAGUUUUUAAUCAGUUAUAUCUGGCUGCAUAAAUUGUAAUGUAACACUUUUCUAUCAACAUCAUCACCAUAGCUAUGCUACAACAUGCGAAUAACUGAUGAACAAUUACAAAUGCUGAAAUGUAUUUAGUGGUUCAUAAUUGUAUAUUACAGUCUCACUCUGUGAUGUGUUCGCAAGCCUGUUCUUUGUUUUAUCAAGUAAUUACACUAAACGUUCUAUACAUUUAAAGUAUUACAAUUUGUCUACACCCUGAAACAUGAUUAUUAUAGCUGGUAGUGGAGACUUUAAUUUUCAACACUUCAUCUGAUCUUGAGGUAAAGAAGAGUUUAGCUGUAUUCUUUUCAUUACUUGAAAAGGAAAUGAUAUAUCUACGCUUGAUUAUAUAUUUUUGAAAUCUUACAUGUUGCAGGGUAUAUUUACACACUUGUCUUAAUUUUUACUUCCAAGUUGAUUGUGUUUCUACCAUUUUUCCCCCCAAAAACUGGUUCCUACUGCUUUACAGGGUUGUAUUUCUUUAGUCUCGUGAUGUGAAUUAGGUUUAACACAAACAAAUCAUACAAUGAUUGAGAACAAUGUGACAAAUUACAUUUCUACAAGUUAGAUCUCAAAACUAUUUAUUUGUA
Saccoglossus kowalevskii is the source of this 1473-nucleotide messenger RNA. Its product is annotated as transcription initiation factor IIA subunit 1-like. The record is from RefSeq and is a predicted model, not a curated record. Gene Ontology annotation, biological process: transcription by RNA polymerase II; transcription initiation at RNA polymerase II promoter. Lineage: Eukaryota; Metazoa; Hemichordata; Enteropneusta; Harrimaniidae. Gene Ontology annotation, cellular component: transcription factor TFIIA complex.